AUGUCUAGCGCUCGCAACUUGUCAAACGCAUUGCGGCGGGCACGCGUGCCUCGACCUCGCAUCAUCCUUCGAUCCGCUCUCCCUCACUCCCCGGUCGCGACCGGUCUCCGCAGCUUCAGCGUGAGCUCCACCGUUCGAGCGGACCGACAGAUCAAAUACACUAGUGACGCCUAUCCCAACGUCAAGCGCGAUCCCAACUUUGGUGAGCUGACGGCCGACGAUGUCGCCUUCUUCAAGCAGCUCUUGGGGUCACAAUCCGCCGUUGUGGAUGGCGUCACCGCCGAUGCCACCGACGAUAUCGAGCCGUUCAACAGUGACUGGAUGCGCAAAUACCGCGGUCAUGCACGGCUCGUCCUGAAGCCACAAAGUACAGAGGAACUGAGUAAGGUCAUGGAGUACUGCAACCAAAAGAAAUUGGCCGUGGUGCCUCAAGGAGGAAACACUGGUCUCGUCGGGGGCUCGGUGCCCGUGUUCGACGAGAUUGUCAUCAACACCUCCCGCAUGAACAAGAUCCAUUCCUUUGAUGAGGCUUCCGGUGUACUGGUUGUGGAUGCGGGUGUCAUUUUAGAGGUUGCGGAUCAGUACCUUGCAGAGCGCGACCACCUGUUCCCCCUCGAUUUGGGAGCAAAGGGAUCCUGCCACAUCGGAGGAAACGUCGCAACCAACGCUGGAGGUCUGCGUCUUCUGCGCUAUGGCUCUCUGCACGGCAACGUGUUGGGGUUGGAAGCAGUCCUGCCGGACGGGACUGUUGUUGACUCGCUUUCGACUCUCCGCAAGAACAACACCGGGUAUGACUUGAAACAGCUCUUCAUUGGCUCCGAGGGCACUAUCGGUCUCAUCACCAAGGUGGCCAUCAUCUGCCCACCUCGACCCAAGGCCGUCAAUGUUGCUUACUUUGGUGUGGAGAGCUUCGAGCAAGUGCAGCGGGCCUAUCGCGAGGCGAAGGGCCAGCUUUCCGAAAUUCUCUCUGCGUUCGAGCUUAUGGAUGGUCGCAGUCAACGGUUGGUGCAUGAAUCUACUGGCAACAAGCUUCCUCUUGAGAGCGAAUACCCAUUCUACUGCUUAGUCGAGACCAGUGGUUCCAACGCCGAGCACGAUAUGGAAAAGCUCGAAUCCUUCCUUGAGCAUGUCAUGGGCGAGGGGAUCGUGGCCGACGGUGUGCUGGCGCAGGAUGAGACCCAAUUCCAGUCUAUCUGGCGCUGGCGUGAAGGUAUUACCGAGGCCUUGAGUCACCUGGGUGGCACAUACAAGUACGACGUGUCAAUUCCUUUGCCCGAGUUGUACCAGCUUGUCGAUGACUGCAAGCAACGAUUGACUGAGAAGGGUCUGGUUGGCGAUGACGACAGCUUCCCGGUCCGCGCCGUGGUUGGGUACGGGCACAUGGGUGAUUCAAACCUGCACCUGAAUGUGGCCGUGCGCCAGUAUAACAAGGAAGUGGAAAAGGCGAUUGAGCCCUGGGUAUACGAAUGGAUUCAGAAGCGAAAGGGUAGUAUCAGUGCUGAGCACGGACUGGGCAUUGCCAAGCGUGAGUUCAUUGGGUACAGCCAAAAUGACACCAUGGUGAAAUUGAUGAAGCAGCUCAAGGCGCUGUAUGAUCCGAACGGUAUCAUGAACCCGUACAAAUACAUCUAA
Molecule: messenger RNA, 1632 nt
Organism: Penicillium diatomitis
Lineage: Eukaryota; Fungi; Ascomycota; Eurotiomycetes; Eurotiales; Aspergillaceae
Product: FAD-binding oxidoreductase
Exons: 2
Coding region: 1-1632 (543 amino acids)
Cellular component (GO): mitochondrion
Molecular function (GO): FAD binding; catalytic activity
Source: RefSeq, a predicted model, not a curated record